AUGUGCAUCUGGCUUCGGCAGGUGUGUGACGGUGUGCCUCAGUGUCAGGAUCGAUCAGAUGAACUCAACUGCUUCAAACCAGACGACGGCUGUGCUCAUCGCUGUGACGAAAACACCCGCUGCGUCCCAGAAUCCUUUGUGUGUGAUGGAGAUGUAGACUGCGUGGAUGGCAGCGACGAGGCCAACUGUGAUGAAAACCCUGAUGAUGAAGAUGAAGACUUCAUUGAUGAAAAGGAAGAAAUGACAGGAGAGCAUGAAGUCUCAGAAAAUGUUCCUGCAACUAAAGCCCCUCUGCGCUGCUCUCUUGCCUCGAAGUUAUGCAGAGAUGGGACGGACUGUGUGAUGUUAAAUCAUGUGUGUGAUGGCGAGCUUGACUGUAAAGACGGCUCUGAUGAAGACGACUGCCCCGUGCAGUGUGAAUCUGGUCAGUUUCAGUGUGCGCACGGUAAGAAGUGCAUUGACCGUCGGCAGGUGUGUGACGGUGUGCCUCAGUGUCAGGAUCGCUCAGAUGAACUCAAUUGCUUCAAACCAGACGACGACUGUGCUCAUCGCUGUGACGAAAACACCCGCUGCAUCCCAGAAUCCUUUGUGUGUGAUGGAGACCCAGACUGUGUGGACGGCAGUGAUGAGGCAAACUGUGGUGAGGAGAGCUGCAGCAGUGCGGAGUGGCAGUGCAGCAGCGGUCAGUGUGUGUCGCUCAGCAUGCGUUGCGAUGGUCAUUCAGACUGCAGAGAUCAUUCGGAUGAGGAGGACUGUGCCGAACCUCCGCCUUGCAGCACCAAUCGCCGCUGUCCCAAGAGCCACGAGUGUCUGCUGGACGAGUGGAUGUGUGACGGAGAGACAGACUGCAAAGACGGCACUGAUGAGAAGAACUGUAAGGAGUCUCCAGUGCAGUGCGGUGAGUUCCAGUUUUCCUGCUCCUCCAACACUCAGUGUAUCCCUCAAUCCUGGCGCUGUGAUGGGUCUGAAGACUGCAGGGACGGCAGUGACGAAUCUGCUUGUGUGAGUGUGUCCUGUCCCCCUCACCUCUUCCAGUGUGGGAGUUCGGAGUGUGUGGAGUUUUCUCAGCUCUGUAAUGGAGUCACCAACUGUCUGGACGGGUCAGAUGAGGGCGGCUCCUGUCAGACAGAGAAAUGCUCUGAACAGUUAAAGUGUGACCAAGACUGCCACAGCACACCUUCGGGAGCGCGCUGCUGGUGCAGGAUGGGCUAUAAGCCUGUGGAUGAUGGCCUGAGUUGUGCAGAUGUAAAUGAGUGUGUGGAGCGCCCAGACAUCUGUUCACACUACUGUAACAACACUCUGGGCUCCUUCCAGUGCUCCUGUAGUCACGGUUAUGUUCUGGAACCUGAUGGCCACAGCUGCAAAAUCACAGGUGAGCCGUACCUGCUGGCGUCAGUCCAGUCUGAGGUGUUUCUGCUGGGUCUGAGGAGCUCCAGUCUGGAUAUCCUGCUCUCAGCAGAGAAGAGGUUUGUCCUGUCCCUCGACUAUGACUGGCAGAAGCAGAGAGUUUACUGGAUCAACCUCAACACAGACACCAUCAAGUGGCUCUCACUGGACCAGAAGAACAAGGGAACCUUCCUUAAAGGUAUCAGUGCAGACAGUCUGGCGGUGGACUGGGUGGCGAGGAACCUCUACUGGACCGACAGCGUCAACAGUCAGAUCAAUGCUGUGGGGCUGGACAGUGAGAUCAGCAGAUCUACAGAUCGAGUCAUGAUCCUAGGGGAAGAUCUGGGACAGCUGCGCUCCAUCGCUCUGAUGCCACAGAAAGGAAUAAUGUUCUGGUCAGAAACUGGGGACGAGGCUCAGAUUGAAAGAGCAGGAAUGGACGGUUCGGACAGACGUGUGCUGGUCAGUAAAUCUCUCCGAUGGCCGGUCAGUCUGACUGUCGACUCGCUGCAUCACAGGAUCUACUGGACUGAUGAGAAACUCAAGUGCAUUGGAUCAGCUAACAUUGACGGAGGAGAUGUAAAGCUCUUGCAGCUGAUGGAAACCCCCAGUCCAUUCUCAAUCUCAGUCUUCAAUGAUCAGGUCUACUGGUCUGAUACCAAGAGAGGAACCAUUCAGAGAGCUCACAAAACCACAGGAAAACAGCGCCAAGUCCUGCUCAAACGUCCUGGACAGCCGUUUGGAUUGAAGGUGAUUCAUGGUCUCCUCCAAGAGGACGUCUCGAACCCCUGUGAGUCCCAGGGCUGUUCUCACCUGUGUGUUUUAGCUCCAGGGCUGAAGGCUGUAUGCAAGUGUUCUACUCAGUUCCUGCUGGAUGAAGACGGCUUGACCUGCUCCAAACCCAAAGACUCGUCCUUCCUGCUGUUUCUCUCUCCUGCUGCAGUCACACAGGUGUAUCUACAGAACAGACACAGUGACGUGACCCCUCAGAAGUGGCCCGAUCAUCGCCGUUUUGACCUUCCCAAAAUGAACCACCCAAACAUGCUAGAUUUAGUUCUGCGAGACCUCACGCUGUACGUGUCCGACACGGAUCAACCUCUCGUGGGACUCUUCAAGAUGAAGGACGCUGCUCUGGUGCCCCGUGGAAAACUCUUCCAGCUCCACAAAGACUCUGUGAGGGUUUUUUCGGUGGACUGGAUCACUUUAAACGUGUACUGGAGCAGUGAGAAGCUGCCCGGCCUGCAGGUCACUUCACCGGAUGGCAGAUUUACCAGUGUUUUAAUACGGGAAGGUGUGGGAAUCAUUGAAUCCAUUGGUUUGGAGCCGCCAAGCGGACGCCUCUGCUUCUCAAACAGGAUCCAGGAGGGAAAGAUGAGCAUGGUGGAGUGUGUGUUUAUGAAUGGACUGAACAGGACAGUGGUGUGGAGAAAUUCAGUCAGGCCGACUUCACUGAUCUUGACUGAUGAAGGGAAUCGAGUCUACUGGGCUGAUACUGGUCUGGCAGUAAUUGGUUCAGUUGGCACAGAUGGUUCCGGAUACAAGGAAAUAAAGACAGAAGAAGGUCUGAUGGCAUUUACUUUGGUCAACAAAGUGCUUGUUUGGAUCACUAAAAAAGACUCCACUAAGUGUUGGUUCAGUGAUGAUGAGCAGCGGUCAGGAAAACUCUGGUUUGAAGUGGACACUGAGGUUGUGAACCUGAAAGCAUUCGCAAAGUCAAGACAGAAAGGCACUAAUCUCUGCUCUAAUGGUAAUGGCGGCUGCAGUCAGCUCUGUCUGGCGUUCCCAGGAGGAAAGACGUGUCGUUGCGCUCAUGAUCACCGCCUGCUUGAUGGUGGAGAUUGUAGACCUGAAUCCCACUGUCCUGAAAACAGCAAACCAUGUCUGAGUGAAGACCUGUGUCUGCCUCUGGAGCAGUUCUGCAAUGGCGUCGCUGACUGUCCAGAUCAUUCUGAUGAGAACUGUCUGGAUGAUAAACAGUAUAAAACGGUUGGAAUCAAUCCUAAAGCCUUUGCUCCAGGUUUGAGCGAGAACAUUAUACCGGCGAAUGUGGAGUCGGAGAUGUGUGACAUUAAGCUGUGUAAAGGGAAAGGCAGGUGUGUGAGCAGGAGCGGUGAGACGGUGUGUGACUGUGAUCCAGGAUUCAGCGGUGAACACUGUGAGGACCGUUCAGGUCUCUUGCAGGGACCCGUCCUGUACGGAGUGAUCGGACUGUGUGCUGGUGUGGUGGUCCUAGCGGUCACUGUCGGCAUCAUUCAGAGGAAGAAAGCCACAAAUCAAAGACAAGCAACUCAGACUGUGGACAUGCAGGAGACGGGCAUGAAGGAACUGGAGAAAAGACGUGAAGCGUCUUCAGCUAGAUCUAAUGGAAAGGACACAGAAGUAUCAGAGGAAAAUGUGGUGACGUCUGUGGACUAGCUUCAUCACGUCGGCUGAAGCAUCUUGGUUUCUUGAAUAAAGUCAUGUUGCAUUUGGAAAAGUCAAAUUUAUAGUCUGUUUAAUAUAAUUAACUUGUCCACAUUUAAUCAGACUGUUCAUAACUCUGUUCUCAUUCAACGAGUCUAAAGGCAGAUUAUUUUGAUAACUCACCGACUGCUGAUAUCAUCCUGGUUUACCACAAAGGUUCAGUAAGAACUGAUUUUGCCACAGCCACCACAUUGU
Danio aesculapii is the source of this 4044-nucleotide messenger RNA. RefSeq names its product low-density lipoprotein receptor related-protein 13 (gene lrp13a). The record is from RefSeq and is a predicted model, not a curated record. The coding region runs from base 1 to 3801 and encodes 1266 amino acids. NCBI's taxonomy places the organism in Eukaryota, Metazoa, Chordata, Actinopteri, Cypriniformes, Danionidae. The transcript has 19 exons. Gene Ontology annotation, molecular function: calcium ion binding; protein binding; catalytic activity.